Messenger RNA from Prorocentrum cordatum, 2335 nucleotides. The record is from the annotation of a GenBank genome assembly. NCBI's taxonomy places the organism in Eukaryota, Dinophyceae, Prorocentrales, Prorocentraceae.
GAGGCUUUGAUGAGUGCGUUUGAUUGUGCGCGGAAGCGCACGCGAGACGUGGUCGCUAUCAUCUUGUCUCAGUGCAUCAAGUCUGCAUUUGCGCGCCCUCGCAUGCGUAGUCCGUUGGAUCAACGCGCCGCCGCCCUGCUUGGCCCUCGCGCCCGCAGUCGUUAGGGCUCAGGGCAUUUGGUUUUGAGCUGGGGUGGUCUGACCUUGAGAACCGGUUUCCAUUUGCAUGACACAAAAAUGUGGGGGUGCCAAGUUAACCGAGGAUCAGAUCCAUUGGACCGUCAUGCAGGCCAUGGCCAAGGAGGACUUCAAAGCCGACCGCAGGCUCGGCAGGACCAAAGAGGAAGAGAAGCCCGUGAAGGACGCCUGGGACGCCGUCCAGGCGAUGAUCAAGGGCAACCCGGCGCAAGAGGCCAUAGUUAUGAAGAACGUUGUCAGCGGCACCAAUUCUUUGUCACAGGUCGAGUGGCUCCACAUGGAGGGCGCCAUGCCUGCAGAAGAAAAACAGACACACAAGAACUUGGGGGCGUGGAUGCAAUCCCGCGCCAAAGCCAGCGGUGUGAAGGCAGAGAAGGAGGAAGAAGAGGACGACGAUGACGAGGAGGCCCUGGCGCUGCUGGCGGGCGACGGCGGCGCAGAGGGAGGUCUAGAAGACGACGAGUCGGACGGUGACGACGAGGCGCCGCCGAAGAAGGGCGACAAGGAAGAGGAGGAGCCAGAGAUAGUCGUGGACAAGGACAAGAACUGGAGCGCGGUCAACCUGGUGUGCAAGGAGAGCAAGCUGAGCUACCGCGGCGUCCUUUCCCAGAUCGGCUUCACCAACUGGUUGUGGUACAGGUGCGUCCGACCAAGUCUCGAGGCGACGAAGUCCUCGCUCCCGGACAUAGAUUUGAGCGAUUGCCCGUACGGCAUAGAGGACAUCGACGAGAUCUUCAACAUGUACUUGCCGGCAGGCAAGCUCAAAAAAGACGAGAAGGACGACAAGAAGGAUAAGAAAGACAAGAAAGACAAGGACAAGGACAAGAAGGAUGACAAGAAGGACAAGAAAGACAAGAAGGACGACAAGAAAGACGACAAAAAAGAGAAGGACAAGGAAAAAGACAAAAAGAAGAAGAAAGAUGCCGUCACACUGAACACCAAGGAGAAACUGCAGGUUGAGCACUUGCUCAAGAACAUGAUCUUCGGGGAGGACGGAAAGAAGAAGACGAUCACCACAGGUUGGGCGAACAUGAUCGAAGAGAAGGACAUCAACGUGCUUGUCCCCUGGGAGUUCCAGAUAGCGCACGUCAUGCGGCAGUGCAUGCAGCUCGAGUACACCACCAAGAAGAAGAAGGAGGACCCGCCCCCGGCGGCGUACUACGAGAUGGCCCAGGCUUUGGCGGACGCCAUCAGCACCCUCCGCAAGCAGUACGCGUUCGAGUUCCCGGACAUCAAGGAGACCGAGCUUCUGCCGCUGCAGGACGCCCUGGCGCUGCAGGAGCGCUUCCGGGAGGGCUCCGUGGGGACCAUGAAGUUCGACCUCCUGUGGUACCUUCAGCACGGCGCGCACCUGAUCGCAGGCAGCAGCUUCAUGAAGCGCCACAAGACCACCGUCUUCAAGCCGUUCAAGAUCCAGCAGGACAUGGUGGACGCGAUACUGUCCCCAGGACCGCAGCUGGUGUUCGGCAUCGCGCCUCCCGGGACGGGCAAGACCGCCGUGGUCUCCCACUUGCUGAACCUCUUCCCCGGCCGCCGCCCCAGCCGAGCGAGCGUGAGUCUCCGUUUGCGGGAUUUGCGCAGCCGCCCGGUCGACGUCGUCGGCGAGCGCUCGCGAGAGUCGUGGCUGGACGGCUCGGGGACCGAAAGCGGCUUCCGGACGCCGGAUAUUGAGAGAGACGCGUCCGUUUUCGAGAUUGCUCUUGCUGUGCAGUCGUUGGAGGCGCCCGAGGGCUCGAGGCGCCGCCGCUACCGCCAGGCCGAGGAGGCGGGCGCCCCCGCCGCCUGCGCGGCGCCCGGGGCUCCGCACCUCGACUGGAGCAGGGCGGCGCUCGCGGCCCCGCGCGGGGAGGAGGUCCCGUGGCCCGCGCGCCUCGCGCGGGCGGCGCGCUCGGAGGAGGGCGCCAUCGGGGGCAGCUCGGAUGAGGCUCCAGCGUUCCAGCCGAAGUCGAGGACGCAGCGGCGCGAGCAUCAGCGCCGUCUGGCCCGUAAGGCGAAGUCCAUGGCACCGGAGGCCUUGGCGACGGCGGACGUACCUCGUGAGUCGCGUCCCGCGCCAUCAGUGGUCUGGGGCGCUGUAGAUCGCACAGCCGGCCUCGGCGGAGGUCCCGGGAUUAUGGUCACGAGGCUGUGCUUAUAG